AUGGCUCAGUACUUCGGCCUCGGCACCGGCGUUCCAUUCCCUCCUGUCUACAAGAUGGCCUACCAGAUCGCAGUCUUCUUCGUCUUUGAGGAUGCGUGGCACUACUGGAUGCACCGCGCCUUCCACUGGGGUCCCCUCUACAAGGCCUACGCAUCGCCCAUUGAAGUCAUGAGCUUGGGUUUCGGCACCGUCGGUAUUCCCAUCGUGUGGUGCGCCAUCACCAAGGACCUCCACAUCCUGACCAUGUACAUCUGGAUCGUCCUCCGCCUCUUCCAAGCCAUCGACGCACACUCUGGCUACGAGUUCCCCUGGUCGCUCCACCAUUUCCUUCCCUUCUGGGCUGGCGCCGAGCACCACGACGUUCACCACGAAAAGUUCAUUGGCAACUACUCGAGCUCUUUCCGCUGGUGGGACUAUGUUCUGGACACCGAGGCCGGCCCCGAGGCUUCCAAGAGAAGAAGAGAGAAGAAGCUCGCAAAGGCCAGAAAGGCCCAGUAA
This is a messenger RNA of Aureobasidium vineae, 498 nucleotides long. Lineage: Eukaryota; Fungi; Ascomycota; Dothideomycetes; Dothideales; Saccotheciaceae. The record is from the annotation of a GenBank genome assembly.